AUGGCCACUUCGGAAAUUAUCGAAGAAUGGGAUGAGUUUCAGGGUGGUUAUUUCAUAGAUCAUCUCGACGGUCGACGGUUCGUUGGAAUGAACCUAACGGCCAAUACUACUACAUUCGCUUACCUUCUCUACAUUCUAACAGCAGUACUAAGUUUGGUAGCAAAAUGUUCGAAGACAAAUGGGGCUAAUGCAGCACCGGCUGCUUCGGAUUCCACGACACGGGAGAGCAGCAGUGCAUCCAGGAAGCGACACCAUGCUCACAAGAAGGGGAAUCAGAAGAGCUCCAGAGCUGUGGAAUCAAACGAGUUAAAAGGUACUCCUAAAAAGAAAGCAGAAACUCCUGUUGAAGAAAAGGAGGAACCUCCAGUAAAAAGUCCGAUGAAGGCAACUCCCGUCAAAGCAAAGCAAGCCGAGAAGGUGGAGGCUGCGAGAAAAGAUGAAGCGAAGAGCGUUGCCAGACCUCUUGGAAAGGAAGGCGGUGACGGUGCGAUGACCGCUGCUGACGCUGCCACUGAUUUCAUCGAUGCCCCAGCAAACAAGCCUGUCUCCAUGAUUUUGAAUGAACCUGCACCAGGAAGUGAUCCUGGCGACGGUAACUAUGAGGACGUGAACUUGGUCGAAGCUGCGGCACCAGAGGCUGAGGCAAAGAGUCUACUUACAGUGGAACCAGCGAAGUCGACGUUCUCAGCAGCAGGUGGAAAGGCUACUCACACACUUCUGAAUGCCGGCGAUACCCGGGUGGUAUUCAAAGUGAAAUGCUCAAACAAUAAGGACUACCGUAUCAAGCCAGUGUAUGGCUUCGUCGAGCCGAUAGGCAGUCAUCUGGUCUUCGUUGUUCGCCUGGCAGGACCAGUCAAGGAUGACAAAAUGGUGAUACAAUUUGGCUUAUCACCGCCGGAUAUAUCUGUUCCUGUAGUCGCCUUCAAGAAGCUGCCACCCAAUAGUCUACAACAACUUACAAUACCAUUCACUGUGGUCCCUGGAGCAGCUGGUGCGACUGCGCCUGCACCUGGGGCUCCUGCUUCGCCAACGACUCCAUCACCUUCUCCAUCACCUUCGCCCAACUCGAAGCCCACUCCCCCCAAACCUCCGGCUGCGGAUCGAAUGCGAGAAAACCUCUACUAUACUUGUUUGGAACACUGCAGAAGUGCACUUAGCUUCUUCAAAAUUUGUUGA
This is a messenger RNA of Cooperia oncophora, 1176 nucleotides long. The record is from the annotation of a GenBank genome assembly. NCBI's taxonomy places the organism in Eukaryota, Metazoa, Nematoda, Chromadorea, Rhabditida, Trichostrongylidae.